Messenger RNA from Aedes aegypti (yellow fever mosquito), 656 nucleotides. RefSeq names its product putative ATP synthase subunit f, mitochondrial. The record is from RefSeq and is a predicted model, not a curated record. The transcript has 2 exons. Bases 112 to 432 code for a protein of 106 amino acids. Lineage: Eukaryota; Metazoa; Arthropoda; Insecta; Diptera; Culicidae.
GGGUGUGAAACGUCAAACGCAAUGUUUACGUCCAACAGGCUGUGUAGAUUUGCGCUCCCAUUUGCGUAAUCUUCUUCGAUCAAGUGAAAUUGCUGCUCAAAAGAGUGCGCGAUGACUUUCGGUGAUUAUCCAGCGGAGUACAACCCGAAGGUCCACGGACCUUACGAUCCUGCCCGUUACUUCGGCAUGCCGGAUACGCCCUUGGGCCAGGCGAAUAGGGUGCUUGGUUUGGCCGCCGUGACAAGAACCCAAGGCUGCCGCUGGGGCCGUGCCUUUUGGAGCUGGAAACACAAGUACAGUCAACUAUCGUUCGCAGAAUCUCGGCUCACUGUGACGUACAUAAAUUUCGUAUCGGUUUCUCCCUCCCAGGUGUUCUUCUAUGCCAUCAACUACGGCAAACUGAAGCACCACAGGAACUACAAGUACCACUAAACGAAGACACCCUGGAAGCAGGGCAGUGAGAAGCGGAACCUAUCCACAGUUCAUUAUAUAAGCACGAUCCACGGAGAAUAAUUUUGGCAGGAUCCGGAGGGUGGUUUCGGCUUGUGGAAGAUGUCAAUAGUCCCAUUUCCGUCAUAUCUAAUCCCCGGUUUUUGUUUUUUUUCUUCGAAAGACAAUCGUUUUUAAUGAAUAUUAACGCUUUCCGAUUUUGUUUA